Gossypium arboreum is the source of this 1362-nucleotide messenger RNA. RefSeq lists its product as uncharacterized. The coding region runs from base 427 to 1362 and encodes 311 amino acids. The transcript has a single exon. NCBI's taxonomy places the organism in Eukaryota, Viridiplantae, Streptophyta, Magnoliopsida, Malvales, Malvaceae. The record is from RefSeq and is a predicted model, not a curated record.
AAUAAAACCAAAAACACACAAAAAUUCCUGUCUGGUUUUCUGCUCCUUUCAAAUCUGUCUCUUUCCCCAGACCAAAAAGAAAUUACUAACUUUCGGUAAACAAACCAACCCUGCACCGGUUGCAUUAGUUUCAACUGCAAGACUUUUGGCACCAGAUUUUCUUUUCUCGGAAAAUCUCAGGUUUACAUUGAUGUCUGGAACUUUCCAAGCCAAGGGGGGAAAGAAAAAUUUGAUUUCCUCCUGUUUUCUUGGUGACCAAUCAAAAUUAAAUCUCAUCAUAAUCAUAUUUAUAUAUAUGAUCAGUCCUUGGGGUCCUGGUAAACCAUUUUAACAUCGGAUACAAUAGGAUUGCAUCAUUAUAUAUAUGCUUCAUCUUGAGGGUCAUAGGAGAUUGGAUUAUCCCAUUUGCAUGCAAAUUGCAUUACAAUGGCAUUUUAUUUCCCCAGGAGACACCAGUCUGUAAGAAGUUCAGAUCAUUAUGCAGAGAAAACAAGCGAAGAACCACAGCCUCACGUUAAUUACAAAAAUGCUCAGACCACCGUCACGUUGAUGUACCAAACAAACUUAGUAGGGUAUUUGCAAAGCAUUACGAUUUUGUGGUGCAAGAACCUUAUGAACCAUUCUCUCACCAUAAUGGUAAACAGUACGGAAGGAACUUCUCAAUACAGUUGCAAGAUCGAUCUUAAGCCCUGGCAUUUCUGGAGCAGAAAGGGGUAUAAAUCAUUUUACGUUGAUGGCAAACAAGUUGAUGUCUACUGGGACCUUCGUUCGGCUAAAUUCAACAGCAGUCCCGAACCGACGGCGGAUUAUUAUGUAGCUCUAGUUGCAGAUCAAGAAGUGGCUUUAUUGUUGGGGGAUUACAAGAAAAAAGCCUACAAGAGAACGAAAUCAAGACCCGCAUUGGUUGAACCAUUGCUGUAUUAUAAGAAGGAAAACGUGUUUGGCAAGAAGACCUUCGCGACAAAAGUUCGGUUCGGGGAGAAACGAAAAGAACACGACAUCAUUGUGGAGAGCGCGACGAGUGGAUUAAAAGACCCUGAAAUGUGGAUAAGCAUGGAUGGGGUAGUGUUGAUUCAUGUUAAGAAUUUGCAGUGGAAGUUCAGGGGAAACCAGACAGUUUUGGUGGAUAAACAACCGGUUCAAGUUAUGUGGGAUGUGCAUGAUUGGUUGUUUACCAGCCCUGCACCGGGGCAUGGUUUGUUUAUAUUCACGCCCCUUGAGGCCGAAGCUGACAGUGAUAUAGAGGGGAGUGGGCAUGGAGGAGACAGUGAUACCAGCACUGGGAGUAGGUAUUAUUCCACGAGAAGCCCCGCCAAUACGUGCGAUUUCAGCUUGUUUCUUUAUGCAUGGAAGACUGAGUGA